CUUGAAGGACGCCAAUAUCUCUCGUGGUGUUCGCGCACUGACCGGCAGUGCUUGUGAGGAGGCAACGAGAAAAGGUACACACGGCAUCCAGCACAUCUGAAUCGCCAUGAACGGUGACGGCGAGAGUAAGAUACAGCAGCUGUUCCGGGGAGCCGGGGUCUUCGUGACGGGAGGCACGGGCUUCCUGGGGAAGAUACUACUAGAGAAGCUUCUACGCGCCUGUCCAGACGUCAGGACCAUAUUCCUCCUCAUGAGGUCCAAGAAGGGGAAGACACAGGAGGAACGAUUCGCCGAGCUCUUCGAAGGGAAGCUGUUCGAUUCCAUGAAGAAGGCCUGUCCCGAGUACUUCAACAAAGUGAGACUUGUGGCUGGGGACUGCGGACUACCCGAAUUGGGUCUCGGAGACGCUGACCGUGAACUACUUUGUCAAGAAGUGAACAUUGUGUUCCACAUCGCGGCAACUGUCAGGUUCGACGAGACCCUGAGAACGGCCGUCCACGUCAACGUGCGGGGUACCAAGUGCAUGUUGGAACUUGCGCGGGACAUGCCAUAUCUCAAGUCCUUCAUUCAUGUAUCAUCUGCCUAUGCAAACUGCCCCAUAAAACACAUAGAGGAGAAGUUCUACCCAGUGCACUUGCAGUAUGACAGUGUAAUACAGCUAGUGGAACUGCUUAAUGAAGAUAUGCUGACUGCAAUGACUCCCCUGUUACUGAAGAACUGGCCGAACACGUAUGCGUUCACAAAAGCGAUUGCUGAAGUUACAGUACAAGAAUUUGGAAAGGGUCUGCCACUAGCGGUGGUGCGACCUGCUGUAGUGAUUUCCACUGCACGAGAACCUUUCCCUGGUUGGAUCAACAACAUUUAUGGAGCUACAGGAGUUGUAGUUGGAGCAGGACUGGGACUUCUGAGGACUAUGCACUGUGACAGAGACAUGAUAGCAGAACUGGUUCCUGUUGACAUGGUCGUUAAUAUGAUGAUUGCCACUGCAUGGGAUGUUGCAACAAGACAUAGAUUGAAAGCAGAGAAAAAUCAACUUACAAAACUCACAGAGAGUCUUUCAGGUCCAGAUGAUAUUUCCAUCUUGAACUAUGUAUCUUCAACCCAAAAUCCUAUCACAUGGGGUCAGUACAUGAAGUUUAAUGAGUGUGGGACAGAGUUUCCAUCUAUGAAGGUGAUGUGGUACUACUGCUUCCAACUUCAUAAGCAUAGGAUCAUGCAUAACUUGUGUACUGUGUUUCUACACUUCUUGCCAGCCCUCAUUGUGGACACUGCAGCCAGAGUUGUUGGGAAAGAGCCAAUUUUAUGGAAUGCUUACAAGAAAAUUCACAAGUUUGUUGAUGUGAUUUCGUACUUCUGUACUCAACAAUGGAAAUUCACGAACCAUAAUGUGCAAGCUGUGUGGAGGAGGAUGACUCCACUAGAUCAACGGCUCUUUGACUUCAACAUUGCUGACAUUGACUGGGAGUCUGUGUUCAAGGCCUCCAUGCAGGGAUUGCGUAUCCAUAUGGCAGAAGAAACACCUGACACCUUAGAAGUUGCAAGGAAACGCUAUAGAAGGUUGAAGAUAGCACAUUACACUCUGGUGUACACACUGUGCUUUGUUCUGCUUGCCCUUAUAACAUGGGUCGCCAUCAACAUCAUCGUUUGACGCCUACAGCUCAUAUUGCAGCAAAGUGCAAAGAUUAUAUCUUAUAUAUUGUUCAUACUUGUGGAGGCACCUUCCAGUCACACAAGUACUCACUACUGCGUCCACUGUACAUCCUCAAUCUUGUUUGGGUCCUUGAAUGACCAAGUGUAGAAAUUACCAAGUACAUAGAACUACUUUGAAGAAUCAUAUUAUUGUCAAAUAAUGAUAUACUGAGACAGCGAUCUGUCAGACUUUUAAGCCUUUCACUACUAUGAACAGAACAGCUCCACCAUACAGACUAGACCACUGCUUUAGGGAUGACACUGCCCUGCAUAUUUAUAGAGUACUGUGACAUCAAUGUUUUUAAGAAAUUCCACUACAAUAAAAUAUAUAAUUAAUUUUCUUAAAAAAUGAAAAUAUCUGUACAGUGUAUCACCCUUAAAAUUAUGCUACACCAGGCAGCUCCUUGGUUCACCUGUGCUGUCACCCUGCACCUAAUCAUAGGUUUAUUUCACACUCUAGAAAACAGAUUUCUUUAAGCUUUAAAUAUAACAAAUUUUGCCAGAUUUAUAUGAAUUUACAUGUUUAUAUACAUGUAUUGCUCAGUUGGCACAGAGAGGGGCUACAUGCUGGAAUGCUGGGGUUCAAUUCUAAGCAGAGACAAGGUUUUUCUCUUCUCCACAAUGUGCAGACCAGAUCUGGGACCCAUCCAGCCUCCUAUCCAAUUGGUACAGAAGGAUGAUUUCUUCAGGGGUAGAACAGCAGAGGUGUGAAGCUAACCACUUUUGUCCAUCUAGUGCUGAGGUUAAUCCCCUAUAUGUCUUCAUGGCAUAUAGCACAGGGACGCUUUUACAUUUAUGCCCAUAUCUCCUGGAACCCACAGAGGUAAUAUAUCAUCACCACAGUUCAUUGUGAAGUUCUCAACAUUGUCAAUGGCAAUCAUUAUGAAUCAACUUUUCAAAAAGUCCUGAGAGGUUCUAGGGUUCACCCAGCCUCUUACCCAGAAGGUAUUACAGAACUUUUCCCUGAUGGUAAAGUGGUCAGGGUGUGAGGCUGACCCCUCAUCUUUACUCACUACCAAGACUAAGAAUGCAAGGAACCACUUCCAGUCCCAAUAUAUCUACAAGGUGUCAUGUUUGAUUAAUCGCAAGGACAACUUUACAUUUAGGCAGAUCACAUCCCAUGCUAUUAUAUGUCCCUCCUUAAAAUUUUGAAUUAGAGAUGAAUUUUCAUAUAAUUUUAUAUGAACAUUAUGCCAUUAAAGGCUGCCUUAACCUCAUUAUUUCCUAUUCCUUAAAAUCUAUCAUAAGGUUUUGGUUGAUGCACAAAUGUAUGAUGUAUGCGUGACAUUUCUGGCCUUGAUAUAGUUUCUGAAAUGAUGCUAAUAAAUCCUAAAAGAAUAUGCAACUUU
Cryptotermes secundus is the source of this 3038-nucleotide messenger RNA. RefSeq names its product fatty acyl-CoA reductase wat. Bases 107 to 1648 code for a protein of 513 amino acids. Gene Ontology annotation, molecular function: alcohol-forming very long-chain fatty acyl-CoA reductase (NADP+) activity. NCBI's taxonomy places the organism in Eukaryota, Metazoa, Arthropoda, Insecta, Blattodea, Kalotermitidae. Gene Ontology annotation, biological process: long-chain fatty-acyl-CoA metabolic process. Gene Ontology annotation, cellular component: peroxisome. The record is from RefSeq and is a predicted model, not a curated record. The transcript is spliced from 9 exons.